AUGCCUAAGUGUUUGUGUUCAAAGUGCCGACUAAUAAACGGCAAACAAUUAUCGUGGAGAACUUGGCGGCAACAUCAAAGGAAUAAUUACCAACAUAUAACUUCCGUCUCAAUAAAUUCUUUAUCUCAACCUACUUUAACUAAUUUAUUAAGUCAAGAACUUGAAACUUUUGAUAGACCAAGUGACGAAAAUGAGACAAGUUAUAACUUUGAUGACGAAAAUAGGAUAAAUCAUGACUUUGACGACGAAAAUGAGAUAAAUUAUGACUCUAAUAAUGAAAAUGGGAUAAAUUAUGACCUUGAUGACGAAAAUGGGAUAAAUUAUGAUUUUGAUAACAGUACAAAUAUAGCAGAGUUGUCUUCAUAUACAGAAAACUCUGUAUCAUUUCAAGGGCGUGGCAAACUGACACCAAACAAGAUUUCAUUUUAUAAACCAAAAAAUUUACCGAUAAUGCGGUUAGAUUGUUUGCCAGACGAUUUUGACCAAAGCGAUCAGGAUAGUACUUCUUGUCAAAGCGAUGUUGAUCAAAGUGAGCAAUAUAGUAAUCCUAAUCAAAGUGACAAAAAUGAUAAUUCUGAUCAAGACGAAUAUGAAGAAAUCGAUAUCAAUGAGGAGACUGAUGAUGAAGAUUAUGAAAAAAUUACACCAUUUUCAUCAUCAUUAAACGUUGAUUUGAAGAUAUCAGAUAUCUUUCUAGCACCAUCGUAUAAUCCAGUACGGCUCUCAUAUAAUCCGCCACUUUUAAAAGAAAAUUAUGUAAUACAAUGGCCUAAAACGAUUUACCCUUAUCAAUCUAUUACCGCAAGAAUUGCGUCAAUAUUAGCAGAUAAAUCGAAUGAAAGACUAAUGGAUUCUCCAUUUAAGCGACAAAUUGAGAAGGGCGUAUUAGGUGACAUCUAUGACGGAAAAGUUUGGCAAGAAUUUUUAGACGAACAAGGACAGCCAUUUUUCGUAGGGGAUAAAGCUGAGCCUAUAGUCAAUGAAUUAAAGCAACUUUGGGUUGGUCAAUUAUUUCAAACUUCUUUAUAUCCGAUUGGGCGUAUAUUUCGUUGUGCAUUAAUUCAAAUUGCAUGUGAUAUACCGGCUGCGCGUAAGGUUACAGGACUAGCCCCGCAUUCUUCAAAGCAUGCAUGCAGCAAAUGUACUAGGGUUUUUCCGUGUUUUUCAGGAUCUUCUAAAAUUGAUUAUUCCAAUUAUAUUCAAGAAGAUCCACCAUUGACUAAUGCUGAACAUCGACGAAUAGCGCUACAAUAUAAAAUUAGUGAUUCAACAGCACGAAAAAAAAUAUUUCAACAAUAUGGAAUCCGAUGGACCUGUCUCUUAGAAUUGCCAUAUAUCGAUAUACCCAGAUUUACUACAAUUGAUCCAAUGCACAACAUAUUUUUAGGUACAAGUAAACGUAUAAUGCAACGUGCGUGGAUGAAUGAUAAUUUUCCAAAAAUUGGUAUUAAACAAUUGUAUGAAAUUCAAAGCCUAAUUGAUGCAACACCUUUACCAGUCGAUAUGGGUCGUAUAAACUUUAAAAUUACAUCAGGAUUCAAUGCACUUACUGCUGACCAAUGGAAAACGUGGGUUCUAAUUUAUUCGACAUAUGUUUUGCACCAAUUUCUUGAUGAAGCUGAUCGGCAAUGUUGGCAAGCAUUUGUUACUGCUGUAUCAAUAUGGAGUCAAAGAAUUAUAACCGAGGCGGAAAUUGAGGCUGGUCAUAUAACUAUGAUGGCAUUUUUACAAUAUUCUGAACAAAUUUAUGGUAAACGUUUUUGUACUCCUAAUAUGCACUUACAUAAACAUUUACGAGAAUGUAUGCUUGAUUAUGGGCCAUGGUAUUCAUUCUGGUGUUUCACUUACGAACGUUACAAUGGAGAACUUGGUUUAUUUUCUAACUCAAAUCGUAAUAUGGAAUUGGAAGUGCUUGAAAAUUUUAACCAUCAAGUUUAUAUCCAACAAAUUAAGGCAAAAGCUUAUCAUUACCUGCCCCAAGAUUUUUUAUCGUCUUUAGAUUUAAUCGCUCAAAUGAAUAUUGAGAAAACUGGAACUUUAGGACAUUAUAAUUUUACAGUUCAAGAGGCAUUGGAUUUUCGUGCGAUGUCUGGUGGAUUAAUUAAUCGUAUUGUGACUGGCUCAGAACAAUUUCCUGGUCAUUUUAUUGGCCCUUUCCAUGAAAUUACCUUAUCAACUAAAAUAAUUGAAUUUCUCGUUCAUUAUUAUUCAAACAUUUAUCCGAAUUAUAGCUUUCAUAACGAAAAUCAAACACCAAAAUCAAACUAUUCAAUUCUUGUUUCUUCAACGGCACGUCGAGCAACAGCUCUCAAACUUGGAGAUGAGAUAUACAGUUCAUUCUAUUCACGCUCUGAUUUAAAUUCCAAUAUAUUUGCGCGGUGGCAAUUAGAUGAUGGUAAAAGAAUUAAUUGGCCAGGAGUAAUUAAGUUUUUUUUUGAACAUCGGAUCUCUUUACCGAGUUCAACAACCCCGACUAGCCAUUAUCUUGCUAUCAUUGAUUGGUACAAAAGAGAUUUACAAAAACAAAGCUAUUUCUAUGUCAAAUCACGAGAUAGCAUAUCAAAAAACAUAUUAUCUACAAACGCUGAUGGAAGUUAUCAUGCUGAGUUAUGGGAAGAUCGAUUUGUUGAACGAGGGUUUGAAACUAUAUUACCGAUUCAAAGAAUAAUUGGUCGAUUUGUUAAAACAAGCAUUACUAGCUUAACUCAAACUGUAAAUGAAAUAAAAUCUCUUUUAACUUCAUCCGAUGUUAAAGGCCAACUUGAAACAACCAAAAAUUCUGUUGAUUCUUUGAAGCGUCGACUUGAUAUUUAUGAACAAAAUCAGAGUGAAUUUGUAACCUCCAUACAACGUAUUAAUAAUGAACAUGGAAUUAAAAUUCAACGUAUUGAGGAUACACUAAUCACUACAACAACUAUAUUGGAAAAUUUGUCAACAUCAACUUUAGCACUUCAAACUACCAUGAAUAGUCUAUUACCCUCUAUGCAAAAUCAUAACAGUAUUAACAUUUCAAAUGCAACAAUUAAUUCUCCACACGCUAUUACUACAGCAAAUCCUAUACUCACUGCGAAACUUCAUGACAAAAUGCGUUAUUUCAAUGGAUUUGAUGAUUUCGAACCUCCAAUAUUUAAUAAUAAUUACAUAUAUAACUUCGAAUUUGGUCCUAAAAAUCGAAAAAACAAAAGAAUUACACAAAAUUACGUUGAUCUUUUUAUCAAAGAAUUUGACGUUCAGUUUGAAGAAACGCAAACCAAUGAAACAUGGAAUGAGGCCACGAUUAUUGAAAUUGCUGAAGCCUAUUUCAAAACUUUAAAAAAAGAACGAAAUACCACUCCAGCUGCGAAAAUUCUAAAUGAUCAACGAUCACGACGUCGUAGGCGACGUGAGACGAAAUCAUCUAAUCGUUUAGCUGCGUUAAAUAAAAUUCCGGAAGAUCAACUAUUAUACUCUAAAAGUGAAGUCGAAAAGUUACUUUCCUUUGAAGCAAUGUCUCCAGAAGUGUCUGAUGAUGAGGAAAUGGUUAGCUCAUCGAAUGAACAAGAUAAUGUGUCUGAAUUAUCCAGAAAAAAAUUAUUGAUACCAGUUUUUCCUUGGAUGAGCAUUGAGGGAAAUCGUAUUCGCAAUCUUGUAGAUAAUGUAGUCAAACGAACUCGAGUAGAAAAGCUAAAUUCUGGAGGUCGACAUUCUUAUAUUGCACCUAUACCACGCGAAAUUGUUAAAAUGGACGAUCCACGAUGGAUUAAGAUGCGAUCAUUAAUUCCCGCAAGACCAGAAGAUCUUCCGAUCUGGGCAUGGAAUUCAGAUGAAUACUUUGACGAAAUUUAUGAUGAAUGA
Molecule: messenger RNA, 3834 nt
Organism: Ambispora leptoticha
Lineage: Eukaryota; Fungi; Glomeromycota; Glomeromycetes; Archaeosporales; Ambisporaceae
Source: the annotation of a GenBank genome assembly